AGAUCUUUGUAAUGCUAACAAGCUAAAAUUUUGUCUGUAUUUGUACAACACCUAUAAUUUGGCUGUUUAAGUAUAUGAUGUAAGUGAAAUAAUUUGCUUUAAAUGCAUCUGCAUUGUAAAAUAACAGCCCAUGUUAAUGAAGCUACUCAGACUAAGAUGCAAACAUUUUUUUCCAAGCUUCUGUGAGGAUAUACCAUUGUGAUUCUGCUACUUAUGUUCAUGAAGGUGCUUCCAACUUCUGCAUAGGAGCCAACAUUUGUGCUGUUUCAAAGCUGUUGUUUCCUUCCAGAGGUUUGAGCUGUACAUGUUAUUUGGUAUUCUUGUUGAUUAAAUUCAAACCUCAUCCUGAAAGAAUAGUAAAUUGCCAUUAAGUUUGCUUUCCUUAGACAAGAGUUUGAACAAUGCCAAACCUUUUCAGUGUGCAAUUAAUAUAAUAGGUUGCAAGUGGAGGAACUCAGUAGGUCCUAGGGAGAUGUUAGAAUUUGUGUGAAAUUUGCACAAUAACUUGGAGGUCAGCAUUAAACUUGGGGUGCGGGUUUACUAGUUGUACCAAUGUGUCACCAGAAGUUGGCCAGUAUUAAAUUCACAGCAGUUCUAGGGACUUUUUUGUUUAAGGCUGUAAGCAAAAUGGGCUUUAGAGGAAUGUGUGUGUUGCUUGAAUUUCCAGCAUCUGCAGAUUUCCUCGUGUUUGCUUUAGAGGAAUGCGAUUAUCCACGGCAAUAUUAGAAUAUAAACAUCUGCCUUCACUAACAGGCAAAUCCUGAAGCCACUACCCAUUUUAUGGAAAGAAUAGUACAGCUAUCAUAGUUAAUUCCAGGCUAUAGGUGCAGAGUUAGCUGGAUAUCUAACUAUUUGCAGGCUAUUCUCAUCACCUUUAAAUUGAAAAAUAAAGUUGUGCGAAUGAUGGAACUGCAAGAUCAAGUGGAGGUCUGGGGAUAUGGUAAAUGUCAGCACCAGCUAUAAUCCAGCAGCUUGCCAAAAGUAAAGUCUUAACAGCACAGAACGAGGUUCUUUGGCCUACUACAUCUACGCUGAGCAUCAAAAGUUAAUUUUACUCAUCCCAACAUUCCAAACAGCCUCCCCCUGAUCUUCUACAACUUUACACUGUCCAAUUAACACCAACACAGAAUGUGGGGAGGAAGCCAGAGCACUCUGGAAAAUGCAAUAUAUGUAUGUAUAAAGUGCACAUAAGUAACACUGGCAAAUCUGCUAGAUGAAAUCAAUCAGGAAGGGAAUGGAAUAGAUUUAUGGAAACAAAAACAUUAUGUGGCACUUCGCACAGUUAGAUAAUUAGAUAAUGUGAUUCAAGCUAAGCUUCCAUCCUCUUCCAUUUUGCAUUUUAAAAAAAAAGCUCACCCAGACUUCUGCCCAUAUGCUAACUUUCACCAAAUCCCCUUUUCUGCCAUCAUGACUUAAACUAGCUCCUGGUGACCAACACUUAAAUUUUAAAAUUCUCAACCUUGUUUUCAAGUUGUUCAAUGCCUCAUCUCCCUAACUCUGUCCAAUCCCAGAAUCUUACACAUCCUAUUUUAAUGAAUGCACUCCAGCCAGUUCUGUCUUUGUUUCUGAAGACCUCAAACUCAGGAAUUUCAUCGCUAAACUCUGCCUUUCUUUCAAGAUGCAGCAUAAAACUUAACCUUUCAUCAGCCUUAAUCUCUUUAUGUGGCACAAUGUCAAAUUCUGUUUGAAAACAUUUUUCAAUAUUAAAAUUGUUAUUUAAAUUCGAGUUGUUAGACCAUACUGGGGUAAUAUAAAAACAAUCCUUGUUUCUUAAGUGAGCACCCGUCAGAUUGGGAGUCUUACUUCAGCGGUCACAAAUAGAUUUGAUACUAUUUCAUCAAAGCAUAUGAAGUAAUUGUUGAAGAAGAGCAUGGUGACACAUUUCUGUCUAGAUUUAGAGUGCAGGCUUAAGAAUAUAUUUUGUGCUGAAAAUUGUUCAAAAAGCCAAUAUGGAGUGAAAGUGUACUUAGCUGAAAAGAAGCCACAUUACCUACCUAAAUAUUGGCAAAAUUAAACCAUGUGGCCAGGAAAUGAUUGCUCAAAAUGAACCAUAACCCUGCUCUCAAAGCACAACUGUUCCUGUUCUCAGUAGUAUCUUAUGCUGUCCUCAUUUGCUAAACACUUGUUUCUUCACUGUUCCCACCUAACAAGUGGUAUUUCUUUUUUACAGCAUUUUGAUCGUGGAGAUGUUGUGGUGAUGGUAAACUUAGCAGUGGAAGGACAGAUCCUAUUCCGAUUAUCGUCAAAUAUGAUGUCAUGGGUAUGGGCCGGAUGGAAAUGGAGCUUGAUUAUGCAGAUGAUGCAACAGAACGACGUCGUGUUAUGGAAGUGGAGAAACAGGAUACUGAAGAACUUCGGCAAAAGUAUAAGGACUAUGCUGAAAAAGAAAAGGCAAUUGCAAAAGCUUUAGAAGAUCUAAGGGCGAAUUUUUAUUGUGAAUUGUGUGAUAAGCAGUACCAAAAACAUCAUGAGUUUGACAACCAUAUUAAUUCUUAUGACCAUGCUCAUAAGCAGAGAUUAAAAGACCUAAAACAGAGAGAAUUUGCUCGUAAUGUUGCCUCAAGGUCUCGAAAAGAUGAGAAAAAGCAGGAGAGAGCACUUCGGCGUCUCCAUGAGCUUGCAGAGCAGCGUAAACAACAAGAAUGUGCUCCAGGAAGCGGUCCAAUGUUUAAAACUACGACUGUGGCUGUUGAUGAAGAUGGUAACAGCAGAAAAGUUGUCAGCACAAGUGAUAAUACUGGAGGAAAGAUGAGUGGUCCCACGUCACCUUCUGUUAAUAGGACCAUAUCUGAAAGCACACUCGAAGACAGCAGAGGAGAUGUGGACAACCCAAACUAUUGUGUUACCAGAAGCUCCACAGGGUUGCUUCAAAACAACCAGACAGUGCAACCUGUUAACAUCAGUCAGCUUAAAAGCAAUUCUGCUACUCCCUUACAGAAGCUAGGAGUAUCAUUUUCUUUUGCAAAAAAGGCACCAGUCAAGCUCGAUGUUUCAGCUUCAGUAUUCAGUGAUGUUGCAGAAGAUCUCAAUGAAUCUGAAGCAACAAACCCUGAUGAAAAAAUGUCCUCUGGUCAAGGGUCACCAAAAUCAGUGGAGGCUGAAAUGACAGCAACCUCAGAUAAGAUUGAAGGGGCCAGUCAAUCAGAAAGUGAUAAUGACUCGAUAAAUAGUACAUUAUCAAAAUUGAAAAAGAUGAUGAGGAAAGAGGAUGAUGUCAGUCAGUCAGAACCCGAGUACUAUCAUUACAUUCCUCCUGCACACUGUAAAGUGAAACCUAAUUUUCCAUUUCUGUUGUUUAUGAAAGCAACAGAAGAGUCACACAAGUGUGGUAACAAGAAAAAUUUAGAGACCACUAAAAACAAUCAUGAUUUACAAAAUACUUUGAAGCUUCAGGAAAGCAAAGAAGAAGAACGCACGGAAAAUGAGACUGCAGCUUUGCAAAAGAAUAGUGACCCUCCAGAUGAUGCAACAGACCCAGACCUCAAAGAAGCGAAGUCUCCGGAGACUGUAAGGAACACUGCACCAUCAAAGCUGAGUGCAUGUGAAGAAGGGAAGCAAAGCAGUUUAGCAAAUGAAGAUGACCUCAAUGGGCCUAAACAUCCAACUGGGCCGUUUUUCCCAGUCUUGAGCAAAGAUGAAAGUACUACUCUUCAGUGGCCCUCAGAAUUGUUGAUGAUUACAAAGAAUGAGCCAUGCAUCUCUUAUAGUUGCAAUCCACUCUACUUUGAAUUCAAACUGACUAGGAAUAAGGACACCAAAGAAAAAAACAAAGAGAAAUAUCCUGAGUCUUCACAUGAACAAAAUGCACAGAAUACUGAUAUGGAUUCACAGGAGAAACCUAACACAAGCACCAGCAAAGCUGCGUCAAAAACAGUAGCAAGUGAGGGUGAUGUGAAACCUCAAGAGCAGUCAAUCCCAACUGCAAGCAAAUGUGAAGCCCAAACAUGUGAAAGUGACAGAAGCAACAGUAAAAAAGAUAAGGGCAUGAAGUCACACAAGCAUAAAAAGAAAAAGAAGCACAAAAAGUCAGGAAAACAUUUGAAAGAGAAAGCUACAGAGGAAAAGGAAAAGCAGAAGGAUGGUGAAAUGCAUGAUGAGAUGUCAAAGAAAAGAAAAAAGCGUAAACGCAAAAAUAAAGGCUUAAGUGAAAAAAUCAAAGAUACUAGUUCAGAACUUUCUGUUCCAAUGUCUGCAAUUAAAUCUACGGAGGAAAGCAGCCACACACAGAAGAAAAGACACAGAUCACAAGAUUGCCAUUAUUCAUCUGGUACUGUCGAUGAUGGCAGUAGAAAAGAUGAUGUCUCUGAGGAAUCCAUUAGUAAAAAGCAAAAGACAGGUUCCUGUAGUGAGUUAAGGAAACGAGUAUCGGCUCGGAAGGAUAGCCCAAGCAGGCAUAGGGACAGAGACAGCAGUCGAGAUGAAGAAUCUGAUAGCUAUGAUGAAUCUCAUAGAAAACGAUCCAGACAAAAGUCAUCCUCCCGUUACAGUGAUGAUUAUGAUUCAAGAAGUGACAGAAGCUACUCUCGAAGGUCAAGAAGACAUCGUUCAUCAUCCCAGCGGUCAUAUUCUUCUAGAUCUGAUGUAUCGUCAGACUGCAGUAGGUACAGUCGUAGAAGCUAUUCUAACAGUUACAGUGAUUACAGUGAAAGAUCAAAUCUCUCUAAACGAUCUCAUGAUUCAGAUUCUGACUAUAGACGGUCAAGGCACCGUGGCAAAAAGCACAAAUAUUCUUCUUCGGAUGAUGAAUAUAGACGAAGCAGAAGCAGGUCCAGCAGGAGCAGCAGGGAAAGUACUCAAACCAUCAGUAGAACACGCAGCCGAAGUCGAACUCGUAGCAGCAGCCAUAGUAGGAGCCGAAGCAAACGGCGUAGUGAAAGUACAACACAACGAAGCAGGAAACGAAGUCAAAGCUACAGCCACCACCGCAGGGGCAGUACGAGGUGCCGUACCUCCCGAAGAUCAGUUUCAAGGGACAAAGGAUCACGUAGCCAUGACAGCUCUGGUGAUAGACGGUCCAGUCGAAGAAACUCCAGUCGUUCUUUUUCACGAGAUAGGGUAUAUCGAUCAAAAUCUCCAUGUUACAGCCGAAGCAAAAUGUUGGGCAAGAAAGAAGACUACUCCAAAAAAGAAGAAAAUAAAGGAGGUGGAACAAAAUCAGGUGGUUCUUUCCACAGAAAUCUUAGUGGUAUCUCCAAUUGUUCUGGAAAAGUGCAUGUGGAAAGUGAGCAAACACCAGAAGAAAGGAACUCCUUAACAGCCAAACAAUUGUUGGAAAAAAUUCAGUCUAAAAAGUUUGAAAAGAAGCCUGAAACAAUUAAUGAAACUGCAUCAGCAUCUAAUAAAGUAGGAAUUAAAUUAAAGGAUCCCCCACAGGGUUAUUUUGGGCCUAAACUACCCCCAGCUUUAGGGAAUAAGGCAUUACUUCCUUUAAUAGGAAAAUUACCGGCAGUCAAAAAGCCUGCAACAAAGAAGUCAGAAGAUCUUUCCUCAGAGAAGGGGGACAAAGAUGAUGAGCUGUAUUUUGUAGAGCCUAAAGAUGUGACAAAGGAGGAAGUCAGUCAACUAUCAAAUUGGAUAAUACAGGAAGAAAUUCAAAGUAGAGAAGAAAAAUCUGACAGUGAAGAAACAUCAGGUGAAAAAGAGAAAAUCCAAACCAUUUCUUGUGAAACUCAGUUUGUUCAUAAAAGUUUGGUACUUGGCACCCAAGCCAUCUCAGAUACCUAUAUUUCUGAUGUAAGUACAUCAACCGAAGUCAUCACAAAACCUUCAGAGUUAGGAGCACCAGAUGGUGAUGAAACCAUUAUGGUGCAUUUUGCACGAGAUCGAGAGCGAUUCCCCAAUUAUAUUCCAAAAGCUGAAGUUCAAGAAAUUGAAGAGGAUUCCCAAGAGUGUACAGAUUCAUCAGUGGCUCCACUUGAUAGGCAGCCUAUUACAUUCACUCCUGAAGAAAUGGAAAAAUACAGCAAACUACAACAGGCAGCUCAACAGCACAUCCAGCAGCAACUUUUAGCUAAACAAGUGAAGACUUUCCCUACCUCAACUGCCAUUGCUCCAGCGCCAACCCUCCAGCAAUUUCAUAUUCAACAACCAUCAGCAGCUGCGACAGCAACAUCAAUCACUACUGUCCACCAUGCUAUAUUACAGCAUCAGGCAGCUGCAGCUGCAGCCAUGGGUAUCCAUCCACAUGCACACCCACAAACUCUUGCUCAAAUCCAUCACAUACCCCAGCCUCAUCUAACCCCAAUUUCUCUGUCCCAUAUUACACCAUCUAUUUACCCUACUCACCCUGCCACUUUUCUAACUAGCCACCCAAUACAUAUUAUACCUGCAUCAGCCCUCCAUGCAGGGCCUCUGGCUCUUCACCCAGUGCCACAUGCACUCUACCCAGCUUUGUUUGCCCCUCGACCUGCAGGAGCAGGUGCUUCUGCUCUUCAUCUCCAUCCUUUCCUCCAUCCUAUCUUUUCGAGUCAGGAGCUCCAGCAUCCUCCUAGUCAUGGCACUUGAAGCAAGCUGCAGGGAAUGAAAAUAAUGACAUCUCUUCCUUUCAUAUUUAAUCUGGUGUGAAAAUACUACAUUGAUGCAUUUCAGACUGAUUUUUUUUUCCCCCAACAGCCAAAGAGUUCAGGCUCAGGCCCUAGAAUAUGUUGCAUUUUCUGUGCUUGCAAUAUCAGGGAUUUCCAUUUUCUUUGUAGAAGCAGAUAUCAGAACCAAUAAUGUGGAUGUCCCAAAACUCUCAAAAACAAUCUUACAUAACUUAAUUAUUAAUAACAGAAUGUACUGAUUUUAUGUUUGUGGUUUGGCCUCCUUGUCCCAUUGCUAAUGCCCACCAUAACAAAGAGAAAUGCCUAUCUAUGUCAAUCUGCAAAAUUCUAAAGAGUCCUUAUAAUGUGUACAUUGAUCUAAUAUGGUGGAGGAAACUGUUGCUUGAUGCAAGUAUUCUAAUAAAUGACGUUGAAACUGAGGAUCCCAUAACUUCUGAUCAGUAGCUGCAAAGUGUAAUCAUAAAGAUUACACAUUAUAUACUUAUGUCCGUAAAUGAAAUGAAAUGGCACCUCUGGAGGUCCUACCUCAAUGUGGCAUGCCAAAGAAAUUUGGGCAAAUAAAGCUGACGAGUCCAGAUGUGAUGGCUCUAACAGUUCAGCUCUGCUGCAACAAACGUCUGAAUUCCGAAUGAGAGAAUGCAGACUUUGGGGCCUUGAUGAGUUGAAACAAAAGUACAGAGAAGCCUUAUUGUAACUUCUCAAAUUUUAGUUAAGCGAGCUUUGGUGUAGCAAUGGAAUUUGGAGAGAUGUCUAAAAUCUUUGCGAUAAAACGUCUAUUCCCACCUCUGUUGUAAAAAUACAACAGUCUUUGUAUAAGUUAUAGGUUAUAAUUUAAAAAAAAAUUGUGGAAAAAAUUGCACUGAACUCUGUACAGGUGAUGCUGCUUUUGUAGGUCCAUCAAUGAUAUACAUACAUGCAGAGUGCUGCAAUAAUAUUUUUAAAGGAUGAAUUCAUUUGGUUUUGUGGUACUGUUCUAACAUAGUGCUUUGUGUAAAUAUGUUUGUAGGUUAAGCAAUCCCUUGUAUAGGUAGGCAUCAUGUUUCUGUUUAUGGCAGAAAUUAAGCAUGUAUAUUUUACCAAACGUAUUUUUUUGAAGUUUUUAUGUACUGUAAAUGUAAAAUUUUUUGAAGUUUUAUUUUGAUUUUGCAAAGUAUUUGGUGUAAAGCAACUCUGCAAAACAUGGUGCUUGGGAGAAAGUGGUGAAUCAUUAAGCUAAAGUAUACAGACACAGAACUGACAGCUGCAGAAUUUAUAUUAACCAGAUUAUCAUGCUCAUCAUAACAAAAAUGAGUUUAUGUAACUUAGGCCGUGAAAAACAUUGGCAAUGCAGUAAUCUGCCUUUGUAAAUUGUAUACCUUUCAGAUAAUGGUUAUCAACCCUGCUUAUUCUUUAAGGUUGAAUAUAUUUUACAAAUUGGUUUUUACUUAGUAGCCAAGUUUCACUUAGUGGCUCACCGAGGAUAGGGAGCUUUUCUUCGAGGCAUGCUUUUCCUACAGUUUAACAUAAAUAACACGUGCUUGGAUUCCUGGAAAGCGUUCAUCUCUUGGGAGUUAGUUAUACUGAUAACUGUAUGCAGAAACUCUGUUUACACUAUGAAAUUAACCCCAAUUUUUUUUAACAAUAUGAUCAAUUUUAAUUUACUUAACCAAUCUUAUGGUUAGUAUCUUAGAUUCAGGUUGUUAUACAAUAGUGGUAGAUAAUAAACUGUAUAUGCUGUCUUCCUUUCAAAAUGCUGAACAAAAUGAAUUGUAUUUGUUAAAUUCGGGUUUGAAAUCCCAAUUUAUCAACAGAUGGAUGAAAAUUUAAUUGCUUUUGGAUGAGACUGGCAGUUAUAGGCUGAUCAUCCAUUUGAAUUUUCAUCCAAUAAAACCUUCGUUUUUACAAUUUUUAAAGCUAAUAAAAAAUUGUAAAUAAUUGUAUUAAAUAUAGUAAUAAAAAUGCAGUAUUCAAGGUCCUGGUACCUACGAAAGUACUAUGGAAUUUAUAAAGCAAGAUCUAUACAUAGAUUUGCUUGGACUCAUUGCCAGUCUGAGGACAUUAUGGAGUUUGCAAGCCAUGAUAAGAAAGAGCAUGAAGGUUUAAACCUGGAAAAAGACCAACAUUUUUUUAAAAUAAAGUGGGAAUACUCUAACCUUAACUAUAUGUCUUUUGAUGUUUUCUGAUGUUGUCAGUUCUGUUUGACAGUUGACAGCUUUUUGAUUCCAUUUUGUUUCCUAAAACACCCUGACACCUUACAAAGCAGCAGCUUCCAUCUGUUUUAAAAUGUUAUAUAACAAAACUAGAAAGAAAUGUAACUAGCUUAUUGCUUAUUUUAUUUAACUUUCUGUCACAAGAACAUGCAAAAUAUUACUGUACAAUAGGAGAAAACCUUUAUAACAAUAAAGUAUGGAUAAUUUGUGAACUCUC
Molecule: messenger RNA, 8948 nt
Organism: Hypanus sabinus (Atlantic stingray)
Lineage: Eukaryota; Metazoa; Chordata; Chondrichthyes; Myliobatiformes; Dasyatidae
Gene: gpatch8
Product: G patch domain containing 8
Exons: 6
Coding region: 2257-6504 (1415 amino acids)
Cellular component (GO): nucleus
Molecular function (GO): nucleic acid binding
Source: RefSeq, a predicted model, not a curated record